AUGGAGCUGUGUGGUCAGUCAGAUGGCUGCGAACUCUGCGAACUUGCCGCACACUCUGUUCCUGGGAAGAUCAUCAAAAUGACAUCCCAUCAGUCUCCUUGCUUCCUUCAAGCUAAUAUCAGAAAGUCUUCCAUCCAACCAAAGCCACCGAACAGAAACUCUACUUAUAAGUUCUCCUGGCCAAAAAAAAACAUAUCUGCUGCCAUCGUCCCCGGCUUCAGCUCACUUCCUCAUCAUAUACAAGACUUUCUCUCCUAUCGACACUGUCGACAUUUUCCCAUGAUACUGGAUGUUCCUGACAAAUGUGGAGGAGCUGAUGGAUCCGCAGAAGUCUUUCUUCUACUGGUCAUUAAAAGCUCUCCUGUAAACUACGACCGUCGAGAGGCGCUGCGUAAAACCUGGGCGAAAGAGAGAUUGCAGAAUGGUGUGUGGAUCCGAAGACUCUUCAUCUCAGGAACGACAGGUGAUGGUUAUGAGAAGAAAAGACUGAACAAACUCCUCAAACUGGAGCAGCGUGAGAACAAUGACAUCCUCCAAUGGGACUUCAGUGACACAUUCUACAACCUCACCUUGAAGCAAAUCCUCUUCCUAGAAUGGAUGGACAGAAACUGCCCACAUGUUCGCUUUCUAUUUAAUGGUGAUGAUGAUGUUCUUGCCCACACAGACAACAUGGUCACAUAUCUAAAAAACUUGAAGGACAAUGAUGGAGGUAAACACCUCUUUACUGGACAUCUGAUCCAGUAUGUGGGGCCCAUUCGAUCACCAGGCAGUAAAUAUUAUAUUCCAGUUCAGGUGCAGGAGUCUGAAUCAUACCCUCCUUACUGUGGCGGUGGAGGUUUCCUAUUGUCUGGCUACACAGCUCAUGUCAUAUUCAACAUGUCCCACUCCAUCACCAUUCUUCCCAUUGAUGAUGUUUACAUGGGGAUGUGCAUGGCCAAAGCAGGACUUGGUCCAGCCUUCCAUGUAGGAGUGAAGACAGCAGGACUGCCUGUUCCUGCAAAUGCUUAUGAUUUAGACCCUUGUUACUUUAGAGAAGUUCUGCUUGUUCACAGAUUCCUUCCACUUAAUUUGUAUUUCAUGUGGAACAGCUUACAUGAUCCUAAUCUGAAAUGCUAA
Acanthochromis polyacanthus (spiny chromis) is the source of this 1116-nucleotide messenger RNA. RefSeq names its product N-acetyllactosaminide beta-1,3-N-acetylglucosaminyltransferase 3-like. NCBI's taxonomy places the organism in Eukaryota, Metazoa, Chordata, Actinopteri, Pomacentridae. Gene Ontology annotation, cellular component: membrane. The record is from RefSeq and is a predicted model, not a curated record. Gene Ontology annotation, molecular function: hexosyltransferase activity. Bases 1 to 1116 code for a protein of 371 amino acids. The transcript is spliced from 3 exons.